Leucoraja erinaceus (little skate) is the source of this 2169-nucleotide messenger RNA. RefSeq names its product tafazzin, phospholipid-lysophospholipid transacylase (gene tafazzin). Gene Ontology annotation, molecular function: 1-acylglycerophosphocholine O-acyltransferase activity. Lineage: Eukaryota; Metazoa; Chordata; Chondrichthyes; Rajiformes; Rajidae. The record is from RefSeq and is a predicted model, not a curated record. The coding region runs from base 7 to 348 and encodes 113 amino acids. Gene Ontology annotation, biological process: cardiolipin acyl-chain remodeling; inner mitochondrial membrane organization. The transcript has 5 exons. Gene Ontology annotation, cellular component: mitochondrial membrane.
GUCAACAUGACACAGGAGCACAUGAGACUGAAGUGGGGAAUUGGAAGACUUAUCGCUGAGUGCUCCUUAAAUCCCAUUGUCCUUCCUCUCUGGCAUGUGGGUUUGUGUGAUGUUCUCCCAAAUAACCCACCCUAUUACCCUCGCCUGGGGAAGAGAAUCACCGUGUACGUCGGGAAGCCCUUCACCCUGGAGCAGCUUGUGACCCGGUUGCGGGAGGAGAACCGCUCACCGAUGGAGAUGCGUAAAGCACUGACGGACCUCAUCCAGGAGGAGUUGUGGAAGCUGAAGGGCCUGGCGGAGGCAACACACCAGGGAUACCACGGUUCCCGUGGCCCUGGAAGGCCCUAGGGCCCAGGCCCAGCAUGGCCGAGCCAAGCCGGGCGGAGCAGGGCCAAGCUGGGCCGAAGUUAGCCAGGCCCAGCCCACCCCAGCGGAACAGGGCCCAGUCAACUAGGCCGAAAAGCCUUAAUUCCGCCUCUGUGAUUGACCAACUCGGGGUAGCCCUGGUGUUUGGAGCUCUUCAACUCACAGUAACGUCUGGCAAACCUUCGGCCCAUCGUCCCCCAUGCUGGCCGGGGCUCAAGAGACCCUUCGCUUGUAAAACGCCAACAGAUUUCUGGAGUUUCCUUCACGGACACCAAGGUACGGAGAAGAAUCUUGGGUUGCGUUGCUAACUGGCCUACUGCGGGCGGCUCUAAACAGGAAUGAGGUUGAGGCCUUAAGGCCCUGUCCUUGGCUCGCAAAUUACGCAAGCUCGUGGUCGCGUUGAGGGGCAGGGCAUCGUGGAGUUGUGCGCGAUAUCGCGCGGCGCUCCGAAAUCUUUGUCGCGAACGAAAUCUUCGCCCGCCAACGGCCUCUCACGUAACUGACGGCCAAAGUAGGACAGGCCCAAGACCCAGGCGCGAUGCAACGUCUCACCUCCAGCAGCAGCAGAAGCGCGCAAACGAUCGCCGAGCACGGCCUGGGGCUCACGGCCGCUGUGCUCCGGAUCCGCCCCCGCUUCUACUCCCCAAGAAAACUGAAGACAGACACAAAACGCUGGAGUAACUCAGCGGGACCGGCGGCAUCUCUGGAGAGAAGCAAUGGGUGACGUUUCGGGUCAAGACCCUUCUUUUCAGACUGAAGAAAGAGUCUCGACCCAUUCCUUCUCUCCAGAGAUGCUGCCGGUCCCGCUGAGUUACUCCGGCAUUUUGUGUCCAUCUUCAAAUGACGUCACGCGCUCCAGACAGAUGUGCGGGCGCAUAUGUAAUCGCGCCCGACUGUUGCGUAAUUUGCGUGCCAAGAACACGUAGGUGGGACAAGUCCCUUAAUUCUGUUCCUACGAACUAAGACAUCUUGUUGCCGCAUGUUCGCCGGCUGCUCCAGAAAUGUGUUUCUUUGUCAAAAACUAAUACACUGCUAUCAAGGAUCAGGCAGUUGCUCCAGAAGUUUGUGUGAUUUUUUUUUAAACCAGCAUUCUGCGAUAAAGGUUGACAAAAUGCUGGAGAAACUCAGCGGGUGAGGCAGCAUCGAUGGAGCGAAGGAAAUUGGCGACGUUUCGGGUCGAGAAGGGUCUUCUUCAGCAAGAAGACCAAAGAGCUCAUUGUAGACUUCAGGAAGUCCAGAGGCGGCACGCACACCCCCAUCCACAUUAACGGGACGGAGGUGGAACGUGUUUCUAGCUUCAGGUUCCUGGGAGUCAACAUCUCCGAUGACCUCUCUUGGACCCACAAUACCUCUACUCUGAUCAAGAAGGCUCAUCAGCGUCUCUUCUUCCUGAGGAGAGUGAAGAAGGUCCAUCUGUCUCCUCAGAUCCUGGUGAACUUCUACCACUGCACCAUCGAGAGCAUCCUUACCAACUGCAUCACAGUAUGGUAUGGCAACUGCUCUGUCUCCGACCGGAAGGCAUUGCAGAGAGUGGUGAAAAUUGCCCAACGCAUCACCGGUUCCACGCUCCCCUCCAUUGAGUCUGUCCAAAGCAAGCGCUGUCUGCGGAGGGCGCUCAGCAUCGCCAAGGACUGCUCUCACCCCAACCAUGGACUGUUUACCCUCCUACCAUCUGGGAGGCGCUACAGGUCUCUCCGUUGCCGAACCAGCAGGUCGAGGAACAGCUUCUUCCCGGCGGCUGUCACUCUACUCAACAACGUACCUCGGUGACUGCCAAUCACCACCCCCCCCCCCGACACUUUU